CACUGGGUUGUUCAGUCCCCAGGUUCCCUCAGUCCCCAGAAGGAGCCAGCAUGGACAAUCUCCUUUAUAGUUUGGGAAGCAGGUUUGUUGCCAUGGAGUUCACAUUUUGACUGGAGUUGAGAAGUAUAAAGGUAACCGUUUGUUUUAGUUUCAACGAUCUCGCAAAAAGAUAGGCUGUUGCUCUUCUUCUGGAAAAGCCUGAUUGGUAAGAUUCCUUUAAGGGCUCAGCCCCAAAGAGCUUUAUCCCAUCCCCUCACAGACUAAAAACUAAAGCUUGCAGAGACCUCUGAAGGAAAACCUGUCCCGGGCUCUGUCACUUCACACCCAUGGCUAACCCUGGAGGUGGUACUGUUUGCAAUGGGAAACUUCACAAUCACAAGAAACAGAGCAAUGGCCUGCAAAGCAGAAACUGCACAAAGAAUGGAAUAGUGAAAGAAGCCCAGCAAAAUGGGAGGACACAUUUUUAUGAUAAGCUCAUUGUUGAAUCCUUUGAAGAAGCACCCCUUCAUGUUAUGGUUUUCACUUACAUGGGGUAUGGAAUUGGAACCCUGUUUGGCUAUCUCAGAGACUUUAUGAGAAACUGGGGAAUAGAAAAAUGCAAUGCAGCCGUGGAACGAAAAGAACAAAGAGAUUUUGUACCACUGUAUCAAGACUUUGAAAAUUUUUAUACACGAAACCUUUACAUGCGAAUCAGAGACAACUGGAACCGGCCCAUCUGCAGUGCCCCAGGGGCUCUGUUUGACGUGAUGGAGAGGGUGUCGGAUGACUAUAACUGGACAUUUAGGUUUACUGGAAGAGUCAUCAAAGAUGUCAUCAACAUGGGCUCCUAUAACUUCCUUGGUCUUGCAGCCAAGUAUGAUGAGUCUAUGAGGACAAUAAAGGAUGUUUUAGAGGUGUAUGGCACAGGCGUGGCCAGCACCAGGCAUGAAAUGGGCACCUUGGAUAAGCACAAGGAGCUGGAGGACCUUGUGGCUAAGUUCCUGAAUGUGGAAGCAGCUAUGGUCUUUGGGAUGGGAUUCGCAACUAACUCAAUGAAUAUCCCGGCAUUAGUUGGAAAGGGAUGCCUCAUUUUAAGUGAUGAGUUAAACCACACAUCGCUUGUGCUUGGGGCCCGACUCUCAGGUGCAACCAUAAGAAUCUUCAAACACAACAACACACAAAGCCUAGAGAAGCUCCUGAGAGACGCUGUCAUCUAUGGCCAGCCUCGAACCCGCAGAGCUUGGAAAAAGAUUCUCAUCCUGGUGGAGGGUGUCUACAGCAUGGAAGGUUCCAUCGUGCAUCUGCCCCAGAUCAUAGCUCUAAAGAAGAAAUACAAGGCUUACCUCUACAUAGAUGAAGCUCACAGUAUUGGGGCCGUGGGCCCAACUGGCCGAGGUGUCACGGAAUUCUUUGGACUAGACCCUCACGAAGUUGAUGUGCUCAUGGGCACAUUCACCAAAAGCUUUGGAGCUGCAGGAGGUUACAUAGCUGGAAGGAAGGACCUUGUGGAUUAUUUACGGGUUCACUCGCAUAGUGCCGUCUAUGCUUCAUCCAUGAGCCCACCGAUAGCAGAGCAAAUCAUCAGAUCACUAAAACAUCUCAUGGGAAUGGAUGGGACCACACAAGGGUUGCAGAGAGUACGGCAACUUGCGAAAAACACAAGAUACUUCAGACAAAGACUGCAGGAAAUGGGAUUCAUUAUCUAUGGCAAUGAGAAUUCUCCUGUUGUUCCUCUGCUUCUUUACAUGCCUGGUAAAGUAGCGGCUUUUGCAAGGCAUAUGUUAGAGAAAAAAAUUGGAGUGGUGGUCGUGGGAUUUCCAGCCACUCCCCUCGCAGAAGCUCGGGCUCGGUUUUGUGUUUCAGCAGCCCAUACCCGGGAGAUGUUAGACACGCCACGAAAUCUGCCAUAAUAAAAUAUGACCCAACUAAGCAACAUGUUGGAAAACCAACAACAAGAACAAAUCCACAUUACAGCAGCACCUAAGUGAGGCGGAAAUGAUUUUUAAAUUGCCUUUUAUUGUCCCUUGAUUUCCAUUGUUAUGUGAAUAAGUAAUAUCAGAGAACGAAGCCAUCUACUCAGUUUGGAGAUAAUGGGAAGAGUCACAUAACAUAAAUGCAGUUUUGCAAACACUAUUGAGAGUCAACUAUGUGCAAACCUGGGGCAAAAAGUCUAGGAGAAGAUGCUAAUAAACAAGCAACACAUAUAAUACUAGACAGAAUAAAUUAAUCUUGAAGAAGAAAUAUAGAAAACUGUGGGAGCAUGAAGGUGGGCUGAAUUAUUAGAGUGGAGAAGAUUCACAGGGGAAGUGGCUUUUGAGCCAGGCCUUUUUAAUAAAGGUUACCGAGCAUCAUCCAAGACUUCCAAUCAGUGGAGUGACACAAUCAUGUCAUUAUGAAAUGAACGUGACAAAUGAAUUGGAGAGGAACGGGGCCAAAGGAAAGGACCUAAGAUGUAGCUAUUUAAACAAAACAAGAGAUGACAAGGCUAAUGGUAGUGGAAACAAAAGAAACGAAUCCAUGAACAAAUAUUACAAAUGAGUGGAGCUGCCAUGACUUGACAAAUGAUUGGAUGUGGUGCAUAUGUGAGAAGAGAGAAUCAAAGACAAUUUGAGGUCUUUAGCCCUGAUGAAUAGAAGGAUGGUGAAGCACUUAAAUGAGAUAAGGUAUACAGUAAGGAAGAGCAAAUUUUCAGUGGGAGUGGGGGAAUAGAAUGAGCUCAGUCCUAGACAUGUUGAGACUAUGUGUCCAUGGGCCACCUAUAGAAGAAAAGUAAGAUUCUAGAGCUUAGGAGAGUAUGCAAAGCUGGAGCUGCUAUAGUUUAGGGAACUGAGGGAUCCUUACAGCCAACAGUAGAAUAUGUAAUUGUCCAGAUGUGAGCAACAGUGAACAGGGUGGACUCCUGCGGAGUGCCUACAUUCCAGGGUAGAUACAGGAAUCACAGGUGGGGACCCAGACUUACAUGGAACUAGAGCAGUCAGGAAAGACAUGUUCAGUGUAGUAUUAAACUCCAUACAGAGGAGAAAGUUUCAAGCAGGAGGAGGGUCAAAAUGCCCCUCAAAACUGCAGGAAGUUUAAAUGCAGUGAGGGAUGAGAAAAAACUAUUGGAUUAGCAAUUAGUAGGAACUUGAUAUUCCUUAGAGUAGGCAUUUUAAGGGAAUGAAGGGAACAGAAAUAAUAAAAGAAUAAAAGAGUAAAGAGGAUAAUUUGAGUUUGAAAUUAUACACAUACACAUGUGCGCACGCACACACACACACACUUGCCGUGUCCUUCAUCUUCACCAGUAUAGUCUCAAAACAUAAACCAGUGUAUUGUACACAGUAGGUACACAGUACAAAUUAUUGAAUAGCAUAUUAACAACUGAGCUAACCAGGUUUUGAGAUGAGUGAACAUUAUUUUCUUUACACCCUUCUAUAUUUUCCAGAUUCUCUAAAAUGAGCUAAAAUGUAUUUCCAGAAUGUGAAUUUUAACAAAUUGUUUCUUUUAAAUGAAAUGAGUUGGUGUUAAGAAAAGGCAGGCAAAAAGAUUUGGCCAAAAAAAAAAAAAAGAAAGAAAGAAAGAAAAGGCAGGCAAAACAUUCGAGAAGUCUGACUGUAGAAAGAAAAAAUAGGAUUAGAAAAUACCCUUGAAAGUGGAGAAGGCUUGAGUAUGUUUACACAUUAAAGGAAGAAGACAGUGAAGAAGGGACCUCGCACAGAAGGGAGAGAAGAGAGUGUGGCCAGGAAGCAAGUUCCCUGAGAUGACAGGAGGGACAGACCGCAUGGAUGAAUUUGUAAUUUUGUGCUCCAAGCAGCACUGAGGUAUUCGUGUAGGUGAUUCUCUUCACAACUUCUUAAUUGCUGCAAAAUACCUACUUUGAAAGGAUACUGAGACAUCAAUCAUCUAGACAAAUGCCUCUAAACUUUUAAAAUCAAGCACCCAUCUCAACAGAAAAUUUUGAGCAGUUCCUUAAUGUACAUGUAAGAGAAAGUGGAAAAUGACCCUGAUGAACAGCCAGUACAUUAAGGUAGCAAUUGAACCUGAAGGCUCAUAGACUAGAAAUAAUAUUAGACAUGCACUCCGCGACCACAUUUGGACAAGACAGAGACAAGGCCACAAUACUUAAUGUCUCCCUCUUCUGACCGACAUGUGUGACAUUUGCUCAUUUACCAAUAACAACUAUAGCCUUGCUUUAAUUCUCUCGCCUUUCACACAGAAGUUAUAACUAUAUAGCCAGCCAGUGAACUGCUCCCAUUUCUUAACAGCAUCCAACCCAGAACCAGUCCCUGCUUCCUUAGAGUCAUCUCAGGCACAAGCUCAAAUGCAGUGAGAAGCCGCUCCCAUCCUCCUGUCACUAAGGUGCCCAUGGUUCUUCCGCAGUGUCCUCCCUCUCCCAUACCAGCAAGCUAAAGAAACCUAACUUUGAGCACGAGUGUGUUCUGGGUGUUCUUGGAUCAGCAAACAUUAACAUAAAUUAUUUAUAAAUGAUAUACACAUUACCAAUAUAUUAUGUACAUUAUAUAAGAGACACAUAAAUAAAAGUUUAAAAGGUUGAGAUAAAAGUGAAUAGAGGUUGGGCGCGGUGACUCACGCCUAUAAUCCCAGCACUUUGGGAGGCUGAGGUGGGUGGAUGACCUGAGG
Messenger RNA from Macaca mulatta (Rhesus monkey), 4596 nucleotides. Lineage: Eukaryota; Metazoa; Chordata; Mammalia; Primates; Cercopithecidae. The record is from RefSeq and is a predicted model, not a curated record.